Molecule: messenger RNA, 487 nt
Organism: Williopsis jadinii
Lineage: Eukaryota; Fungi; Ascomycota; Saccharomycetes; Phaffomycetales; Wickerhamomycetaceae
Product: 40S ribosomal protein eS10
Exons: 2
Coding region: 37-363 (108 amino acids)
Cellular component (GO): cytosolic small ribosomal subunit
Molecular function (GO): RNA binding; structural constituent of ribosome
Source: RefSeq, a predicted model, not a curated record
CAGAGUUUGUACAUCUCAUAACCAAGUCAUAACAGAAUGCUGAUUCCAAAAGAGGAGAGAGACAAGAUCUUCAAGUACUUGUUCCAAGAGGGUGUUGCUGUCGCCAAGAAGGACUUCAACCAACCAAAGCACGAGGAGAUUGACACCAGAAACUUGUAUGUCAUCAAGGCUUUGCAAUCCUUGACCUCUAAGGGUUACGUUAAGACUCAGUUCUCCUGGCAAUACUACUACUACACCCUUACCGAUGAGGGUGUUGAGUACUUGCGUGAGUACUUCCACCUCCCAGAGACCAUUGCUCCAAAGACCAGAUUGCAAGAGUCUGCUCCAGAGAGACCAAGAAGAGGUGGUUUCAGAAGAAACUAAGUCAAAUCGGGUUAUGUGUUUGUAAAUUGAAAAUAAAAUUAAAACUAAUUUAACGUUUUGUUGGUUUGAAAUGAUUAGUAGGUAACAUACCCAGAUCAAACAUGUACAAGUGUAUUGUGUAUUC